This is a messenger RNA of Priapulus caudatus, 4823 nucleotides long. Its product is annotated as 2-oxoglutarate dehydrogenase, mitochondrial-like. Gene Ontology annotation, molecular function: oxoglutarate dehydrogenase (succinyl-transferring) activity; thiamine pyrophosphate binding. The transcript has 24 exons. Lineage: Eukaryota; Metazoa; Priapulida; Priapulimorpha; Priapulimorphida; Priapulidae. Gene Ontology annotation, biological process: tricarboxylic acid cycle. The record is from RefSeq and is a predicted model, not a curated record. Gene Ontology annotation, cellular component: mitochondrion; oxoglutarate dehydrogenase complex.
AUGGCUGUGCAGCAGCCAUUUGGCUUUGUAGUAGUUGGCCAGCUCUUCUGUGUGAACGUGUUAUUAUUGUAUAAAGCAUGGGCUGGAAUUGAUCCAAACGAGGUCCAUCAGUCCUGGGACAGCUUCUUCCGAAAUGCCGAGCAAGGCUUGCAGCCGGGUGAAGCGUACCAGGCUCCUCCCUCACUGACAGCUUACCAAGCACCGGCAGUGGCUUAUGCUCCAGCAGCUGCAGCUCCCAGACCAGCUGCAGCAGCUGCUCCUGCCUCAGCACCAGCCCAGGCAGGAUACCCCAGCACGGAUCCAAGGACCAUAGCUGAUCAUUUGGCAGUGCAAGCCAUCAUCAGAGCUUACCAGAUUCGGGGUCAUAACGUAGCCGACCUUGACCCGCUGGGCAUCAACAAUGCUGACCUUCAGGAAGGUGUGCCUCGCGAGCUUCAGAUCAGCACACACAGCUUCGGGGAAGCCGAUCUGGACAAGGUGUUCCAGCUUCCUUCGUCCUGCUACAUCAGUGCGGACCAGCCCGCGCUGCCGCUCAGAGAAAUCAUCCAACGCCUCGAGAGUUACAUCAUGGGCAUGCCACACAGAGGGCGCUUGAACGUGUUGGCUAACGUUUCGCGGAAGCCUCUCGAGCACAUUUUCUCCCAGUUUGAAGCUAUUACUGGCAGAGAUGAUGGGUCGGGAGACGUGAAGUAUCAUCUUGGUUGCUCGACGGUGCGACGCAAUCACGCGACGAACAAGAACAUCCAUCUCGCAGUCGUUGCUAACCCCUCGCAUCUCGAAGCUGUGAACCCGGUGGUACAAGGGAAGACGUAUGCAGAACAGUUCUACCGAGGCGAUAAAGACGGAACGAAGGUAAUGAGUAUACUGCUGCACGGCGAUGCAGCAUUCUCCGGGCAGGGAAUCGUCUACGAGACCUUCCAUCUGUCAGACCUGCCAUCCUACACUACCAAGGGCACCGUCCACAUCGUCGUGAACAACCAGAUUGGUUUCACGACGGACCCGCGCUACUCUCGCUCCUCUCCGUACUGCACAGACGUCGCUCGCGUUGUCAACGCUCCCAUCUUCCACGUCAACGCAGACGACCCUGAGGCCGUGAUGCACGUGUGCAAGGUCGCCGCCGAGUGGCGUGCAAAGUUCCACAAGGACGUCGUCAUCGAUCUGGUGUGUUACAGGAAGCACGGCCACAACGAGGUGGACGAACCACGCUUCACUCAGCCUCUCAUGUACAAGAAGGUGGCCGAGGCGAAACACGUACUCACCAAGUACACGGAGAAGCUCAUAGCAGAGGGAACCGUCACAGAGGAGGAGGUCACUUCUGAGAAAGAUCGUUACGACAGCAUACUGAAGAAAGCGCACGAUGACGUGAAAUCUACAGUCGUUUACAACGCCAUAUGGCUCGAUUCACCCUGGACAGGUUUCUUCGCGGGCAAGGAUCCUCUGAAGAUGCCGAGGACGGGAGUGAGCGAGAGCAUACUCUGCGACAUAGGUCACAAGGUCAGCACUCCGCCCGAAAACUUCAACUGCCACAGAGCUUUGCUAAGGACGCUCAAGGACAGAGCGAAGAUGAUCAACAACAGAGUUGCUGACUGGGCCAUCGGCGAGUUCUUUGCCUUCGGCUCUCUGCUGCUGGAGGAUGUCCACGUGAGGCUGAGCGGACAGGAUGUAGAGAGAGGAACAUUCAGUCACCGCCACCACGUGCUGCACGAUCAGGAGGUCGAUGCUAAAGUUUACAUCCCGCUGAGAGAUCUCGCUCACAGCCAGGCCACCUACAGCAUCUGUAAUAGCUCAUUUGUCGAGUUCGGUGUGUUGCAGGAUUUGAGCUGGUUACUCACGCACUUUGGUGACGAUUGCCCGAACACGUGUCAGUGUAUCAUUGACCAGUUCAUCGCGAGCGGACAGGCGAAGUGGGCGAAGCAGAGCGGGAUCGUGAUGAUGCUGCCGCACGAUGACGAGGGCAUUGGGUGAGGCCCGGAACACUCGAGUGCCAGGCUAGAGCGAUUCCUUCAGCUGAGCAACGAUGAUCCGGAUUACUACCCGCCGACCGGACCACACUUUGCGAGUCAGCAGCUGAACGAGACUAACUGGAUCGUCGCUAACUGCACGACGCCCGCGAACCUGUUCCACGUGCUGCGGCGGCAGAUCCUGCUGCCGUUCCGCAAGCCCCUCAUCCUGAUGACGCCCAAGAGCCUGCUGCGUCACCCCGACGCACGGUCAAGCUUCGACGAGUUCACAGAAGACUCUCUCUUCCACCGGGUGUUGCUGGAGCAGGGAGCGGCGAGUGAGAACCCAGAAGCCGUGCGUAAGCUGCUCUUCUGCAGCGGUAAGGUCUACUACGACCUUGUGAAGGAACGCAAAGAUCGCGGCCUGGAGGAUGCCAUAGCCAUAGAUCGGGUAGAGCAGAUCUCACCCUUCCCGUUCGAUCGCAUUGAGUCGGAGGCUACCAAGUAUCCGAACGCUCAGAUUCAGUGGGUGCAGGAGGAACACAAGAACAUGGGCGGCUGGGCGUACACGGAGCCCCGCAUACUCACCGCGCUCAACCACAAGCGAGGAGUCAGCUACGUCGGUCGCUCGCCGGCCGCCGCCACGGCAACGGGAAACAAAUACCAGCACAAGACGGAACUGGAGCUGUUGCUAGGCGACGCGAUGAGCCUCGAGAACGCGACGGGUGGCGGCAGGCCCGUCUGACUAGCGGCGCCCCCUGCAGGAGCAGCGGCGGUGACAGGUGUUUCAAAGUCGUCGUCGUCAGUAGCUGUGAAAUAGGUGGUGAGACAUGCUUUGGCUGCUUAGGGAUGCUUUAUCUUUGUGUACCUACCUGAUAAACGAGCUAAGCCUGUAUCCCCCUCAUCCUCCUCCUAUUGCUGUAAUGUGGGCCAAAACACCUUUUGUUGGAACAUAUCCAGUACUCAGUGUUUUCGGCAGUAGUGUGACUCGAACAUCUCCGUUAAGUUACAGAUGCAAUUGAUUGAUAGAUCAUCAUGGCAUCAUCUUUUUUCUUGCACCUUCUGAUUGAGAGUCUGGCCGCCUGAACUUCAUUCUGGUCACACCUAGAUUCGUUUGAGACAGCCGCAAAAAAACAGUACCCUAGUAGUUUUAUCUGAUCCUGAUGGCAUACUCAUAGUAUGACAUAGUAUAGCAUAGCAUUGCAUAUAGUAUAGCAAUCAGAUUCUAUUGGAUGCAAUUAGAUUUUAUUCAUGAUGGCUUACAAUAAAGAAUACAGAUUUAUGGGAGGUCUGUGCUGUUGUUAGGGGGUUUGGCUUUGUUUGUUAAUAGCCAACUAGUCAACUACCAGGUGAAUUAGUGCAGAAAAUUUUAUAAAAUAUAAAAUCGUUUAGUUUUAUUUUAUUUUCUUGUAACCCAACUGGUCCUCGUGUAUGUGUGCGUGUGCAUUUUUACAUGUAUGCGCGCGCGUGUGCAUACGUGCGUGCGUGCGUGUGUGUGCUUGCGUAGGUGCUUGCGCUUGUGUGUAUGUGUGUAUGUGUGUGUACGCCGUGCGUUCUCCCUUUACCCGUGCAAUCGUACGUUGCUGAAUGUAGACUUACUAAUGCUCGGGAUGUGUGCACUCUAAUUUUUAACUCUUGUCAACUCCGAGAAACGAGAAUUGAAUCGAUUGAUUAACGUGAUGUUGGUUGCUGUUGUACACUACUCGAACGCAGUAGCGAUGCAUUUUACAUGCUAGACGGACGGUGGAACAGUUUAAUCAUUGUCUGCGUUUUAUGUUAUGAAGACCAUGCAAAAUGGCAGCUAACUGCAAUGUGUUUGCGCGUGAUUGCGUGUGUGCAUGCUUGCUCCAUGCUAGGUAGGUUUGUAAGAAAAUAACCCGGCGGCGGUAGAAUAAAAUUUCUAUGCGAAGAAAGGGGACAUCCGAGCCGGGCUUGUAUUUUUAUCGUUGUUGGUUUUUCUAAGCAGACAGAGUUUAUAAAUGUGAGUGCUUUCCAUGGGUUUUAUAAGAAAUUAUUUUUACAGCAUCUUGUUACUGCAAUAGGAGAGCUGUUCCGAUUUCGUAAAUAAUUGUAACGUUAGAUGGCACCACGCGUUAGGCAUUUUACCGAAUAGAUCAAACUCUAGAUCAAACUUGGAGAAGUGUUAGUUGAUAGAUUUCUUAUGUGCAGAAAAUAAAACCGCAACAUAAUAAUACUACCAGCAUGUUUUUACAAUAGCGGUUUGUCAGCAAAUAGAAUAAUGUUUACAUCUCUAGCCCUAGUUGAAACUGUGCGAUAGGGUAUCACUUGAUAACUAGUUAAACUAAUUGAGAAAAAGAUCACAUAUGAACCCGUUUUAUCUUGGCGCGUGAGAAUGAAUUAAUUAAGACUAGUUAAUGCUGUUUCGUAUUGCGACUUGACUAACAGAAAAUUUCGCGAACAAAGUUGGUAUUGACUUAGAAUACUUGGCUAGCCGGAUGUAGUUACCCGAGUAUGUUUUCCUAUGAUCGAUCUCAUAAAUACUUUAAAUCGGCAAUUGGUUUUGCGUAACGCGUGAGAAAAGUUGGCCGAUUAUAAUAAAUAUAUAAUUCUAUGUCUUAUAAGCCGUAAGUUCGCCGUAAUCAUUUUUAUUAUCCUGUGACAAUCCUCUUUCCGAGACAAAAUGUUUAUCACGCUCGACACGGUUUUUCGCUAAUAAUAAUAAUAUGACGGAAUGUGUGUUCUGACGGAAUGAAUGUUAGUCGUUGUCGCACAUAUAUGUAGGUUGCCUGUCAACUCAGAGCCGGUGGUCUAUGAAGUAGUGAUCGUAUCGUAUUGUUUGUACAGACCUAUAUCUAUUUAUACUUGUAAGUGUGUUUGGGAGAGAAAUACAACAUCGUUAUAGUCUGUUCAGUUUUAAUGCAA